Aspergillus pseudonomiae is the source of this 741-nucleotide messenger RNA. RefSeq lists its product as uncharacterized. The coding region runs from base 1 to 741 and encodes 246 amino acids. The transcript has 5 exons. Lineage: Eukaryota; Fungi; Ascomycota; Eurotiomycetes; Eurotiales; Aspergillaceae. The record is from RefSeq and is a predicted model, not a curated record.
AUGGGAGACGUCAUACUAUACGUUUGGAGGGCUUGCAUCCUUGGCCAAUUGAUUCAGUACGUACCUAAUGAGCGACACCCUGCAUGUGCUGAUUUCAUCAAGGGAGAGCUUCUGCGACAAGCUAUUCCAGGGGAAGCUUCUCCAUGCGUUGAUCAAAAGUCCUCGAACUGUACUGGAUAUAAGAACCGGAGUUGGUCACUGGGCGAUGGAAUUCGGCCUCUGGAAAACGUCCAAUCCAUUGUCGAUAGCUUCCUCAGACCACUCUGGCAUCAAGCCUAUGAUAAAGUUGAUCUUAUUCAUAUAGGGGAGCUGCACGGAGAUGUCCAGCUCUUGAGACAGCUCUUGAUGGGGGCGUAUGAUGUUCGGUUUGACGAUCCAAACGGGGAUACAGCUCUCCAUCGGUUAUAUCGUGAUAUGAGUAGCGCGUAUGAAAAGUCGGGUCGCUGCUUGGACCUUCCUUCAAAGUAUGCAUCAGAGGUAAAGCGCCGCGGGUUUGUUCACGUGGCAGAAAGGGCCUACGCCCUUCCUUUGACCACCAGUGGCAACAUUGCUCUGUUGAACGAUAUCAUUGCAAACUGGGCCGACGGGUUCGAAGCAUACGGUUUAGAGCUUUUGGUGACGGAGCUUGGAAAGCGGCACCUGGAAAUCUUCUCUGGUUAUGCGUCUGCCCGCCAAUCACUGCGAAAAGGGGUGGAUGGAUAUCUAGAAAUCCAGAUGGUAGCGGAGUCCUUGGCUUCUUAA